This is a messenger RNA of Hibiscus syriacus, 769 nucleotides long. RefSeq names its product universal stress protein PHOS34-like. The record is from RefSeq and is a predicted model, not a curated record. The transcript is spliced from 5 exons. Lineage: Eukaryota; Viridiplantae; Streptophyta; Magnoliopsida; Malvales; Malvaceae. Bases 81 to 602 code for a protein of 173 amino acids.
CCCGCUAAGGAAGCAAGGAAGUAAAGAAGGAUCAAUCAUCUUAUACAAGCAUCGCAAAGUCAAACGAAGCGCUGAAAAUCAUGUCUGGAAACUUAGGAUGCGUCGUCGUAUCCGUUGAUGGCAGCGAAGGGAGCAUGGACGCCUUACGAUGGGCGCUUGAUAAUAUCAAGCUCCGACCUUCUUCUCCCGGUUCUACCCAACAGCCCGGUCACUUCCUUAUUAUUCACGUUCAAUCUCCGCCGUCCAUUGCUGCUGGACUCAAUCCCGGCGCCAUACCCUUCGGCGGGCCCACCAAUCUAGAAGUUCCUGCUUUCGCGGCGGCUAUCGAGGCGCACCAGAAGAGAAUCACUGAAGCGAUUUUGAACCAUGCUCUGCAGAUUUGCUCUGAAAAAAAGGCAAACGUGAAAACUCAAGUUGAGGUCGGGGAUCCAAAGGAAAAAAUAUGUGAAGUAGUUGAAAACGUGCAUGCUGAUUUACUUGUGAUGGGCUCCCGAGCUUUUGGCCCCAUUAAAAGAAUGUUUUUGGGAAGUGUAAGCAACUAUUGUGCCAACAACGUACAAUGCCCUAUUAUGAUUGUAAAGGACAGGCACGCUUCCUCCUAAGCUUAAGUAGACUUGUCAUCGAGGCAACUUUGUUAGGAGCUAUGUUGUGCUGUGUAGUCAAUAAAUCAAUCCCCAGCAGGGGGGCAUUCGCCAGAAAGUUUCACAAUACCAUUCAUGUAUGUGCCAUUACUUAUUGGUUUGGUUAUAUUUGUAUUAUUGUAUACCUU